AGCAGUCAUACUCACUUCGACCUAGUGUCCAACAGGCAGGCCGAGGAAGAUGGUGACGAAAUUGCUGGUCUUUGCCAUUGCAACGGGUUUGGCAUACGGGGAACCUAUUGCCAACGCGAAUGCAGCUGCGACCCCUACUCUGCCACCUUGGAGAUACCCAUCGGUAUAUUCUUACUACCCAACCGCCUACAAGAACUCCCAGAAGUACAGGCUGGGCACUCCCGCAUGCGCAGAAAACACGACGAAGUCGUGGUGCCUCGGGGACGCUGACUACCCGACGGCCGACAUCAAGCAAGCCGCUACGUACCACCGUCACGGCGUCCUAGCCCUCUACCAGGACGUGGGAGUGAUCACCGAGAACUCGGUUGAAGGUCCAGCCACCCUGGAAGAGGAGACUUACCUGUGCCCUUCCGACACCAGCUACGUGAAGCCCCUGAGAGCCGUUAACGCUAGAGGGAUAUGGAGGAUUAUCGUCAACGACGUCGAUAUCUUCUUCAAGAGCAUCGUUCAGUCCGUCAGGAUUGAGGAGUGCCUGACCUCCGGGGACGCCUGCCCCCUGGUGCCUGCUUGUUACGAUACCCAGUGCCUGCAGAAGUCAGUCUACCAUCGCUUUCUCGUCUACGAUCCAUUUGAUUACUAUUUUCCCUUCGCCAUUGAGACCUUCAAGCUACCAGCGAGUUGUGCUUGCGUGAUAGGAGCUUAUGCCAUCUAAUAAGAGAUGCUUAAAGUGUCUGCACAUUUUUCCUCAAACGCAGUAAUCGAAAACUUUCUGAAGGGUCUCAGGAGAUAUCAAAUUGAAUAAUCUUAUAAAUAAUUGUAUCAUCGGCUAGAUCUCACUACGCUUCCCCAUAAGCAAUAAAAUGAGCUUCAUACUUUAGAAUGUAGAUAAUAUCUGCAAUAAUCUUCAUCAGGGUUGGAGUACUUACACUUAAAGAAAAAAAUUACAAUUACAAUUACUUUCAAAAUAUGUAAAUUACAAUUAUAAUUACGUUUGGGAUUAGCAAUUACAUUAUAAUUACAAUUACUUCACAACAAAUUCAGUAAAAAUAACAGUUACAUUUGCAAGGGAUCUGGGUGCGAGGGCAGACGCUUAUCUUCGGUACAGGAAACAGUGUAUUGAGGCGAGCAAAUCGAGCUAAUAGGGUCUCAUGAGGGUCUCAUAAUUCAUUUCCACCAGAAGUGUAAGUGAUAGAAGAGCUCCCAGUGGCGAAGCACCAGCUAAAUUAAGUUUUAUAAGGAACCCAUCACUUCUAAUGGAUCCACACCCUUAUCACUUCAAUUUUAUUAUUAUAAUUAAAUAAAAAAUUACAUCAUACUGUAAUUAAUUACAUUACAAUUACUUACUAAAAUUUCAUUAUCAAUUACAAUUACAACUACACGACAUUCUGUAACUAAUUACAUUUAAAUUAAAUUACAAUUACAAGUCUCCAAUCCUGGUCUUCAAUCUUAAGCGUUCUGCAGGACCUAGAGAUAUCAGUACCAUCAAUGGAGUUCUCUGAAAGCGUGUGGGCCUCCGUGGUUGUGUCGGGCAUGGCGAAAAUUUACGCUGAUGGAAUGCGUAAUCAUAUUUACUUGAAGCGUCAAAAGCGAUUAUAUAAUCUUGCAUAAGUAAUACUUUAAAUAUUCAUGAUUUCAUAAUUUCAUGCAUGUCCAAGGCGUGAAAUACUUUUGAUUGCAUAAUUAUGAAAUACCUUUGGUUUCAUAAUUUUACGUCCAACGCUUGAAAUGUUCGAUUCCACAAUUUCAUAUACCUGCACCACUUAAAGUACUUCUGUUUUCAUAAUUAUACGGAUACCACUUGAAAUACUUAUGUUUUCAUGAUUAUACGUCCAGCACUUA
Macrobrachium nipponense is the source of this 1839-nucleotide messenger RNA. RefSeq names its product neurotrophin 1-like. Gene Ontology annotation, molecular function: Toll binding; growth factor activity. The coding region runs from base 50 to 712 and encodes 220 amino acids. Gene Ontology annotation, cellular component: extracellular region. The record is from RefSeq and is a predicted model, not a curated record. Lineage: Eukaryota; Metazoa; Arthropoda; Malacostraca; Decapoda; Palaemonidae. The transcript is spliced from 2 exons. Gene Ontology annotation, biological process: innate immune response; central nervous system formation.